Cadophora gregata is the source of this 2563-nucleotide messenger RNA. RefSeq lists its product as uncharacterized. Gene Ontology annotation, molecular function: metalloaminopeptidase activity; manganese ion binding. The transcript is spliced from 7 exons. Lineage: Eukaryota; Fungi; Ascomycota; Leotiomycetes; Helotiales; Ploettnerulaceae. The record is from RefSeq and is a predicted model, not a curated record. The coding region runs from base 560 to 2167 and encodes 535 amino acids.
GUCGAUUUCUUCUGUUCUUCGCUAACCCUCAGUCGGAAUUUUUUGUCAGCAAUCUACCACUCACACCGAAGUCAAGUCAGCUGCGUGUAGCAUAUCUACCACGACAGCUGAGAUCGGAUUGGUUCUGAACAUUGAGCUGACUCCUGCAGGUCCGAGAAUCUCGGAUCUCAUGGCGUAUCUCUCAAAGACAUUAGAUCAAGGUUAUCCUGUCAAACGGUUUGAUGAAGCUGCUCAAACCUCCAACCUUGAUGUUCCGAAGCCUCGGCCUCAAUGUCUAAGUUAUUUCACUAUUGCUAAUGCGAUAGUCCGAAUGCAAGAUUCUUGACAUCUUUGGAAGAAUUCGCAACGUAGAACAGCUCAGGAGGUGUAACGAAAGGGAGGAACAUUCUAGGUACGAAGGAACUUGAACACAUUGCCGAGACUAAUCACAUGAUUUGUUCCCCCAAAGCCACCGGCCCGUGACAUCCCUGCGCCGAGCCAAAUCCAACCUCGCUCAUUACCCACUCUCGAACUGCAACCAAUUUGACGCUUUUCGAAGUUAUUUGGGUCCCAGGAUACGAUGGAAUCCAGCGAAGUUGAUAUGAUGGAUGAGAGACCAGCUUCACGAGAUAGUGAUUGGAGCUUUGGUGUGGAAGACAUUGGGGAUGUCGUGUCUAUAAGCAAGACACGAGCUGACAUAUAUCCAGCCAAAAGACAUGCCAGAUCAGUUGCCAAACAUCUCGAUGCCAAGAACGGUCUUUUGUUCUUACCUGGAACCCCAUCAAAAGAAUAUGAGGAUUCAGAUGAGCCCGUAGUCUUUCGCCAACGUCGAUACUUCUACUACCUCAGUGGUCUACCAAACUCCGAUUGUAUCAUUACUUUUGACCUUGCUCGUGAUCAACUAUGUGCUUGGAUACCACCCACAAGCAGUGGAUUCCGAGUAAUCUACAACGGCUCAAGUCCUAGCCGAGAAGAAGUCAAAGCAAAAUAUGAUUUCGACCACGUAGACUACAUCAACAGACUCGAUGAUUACGUUCAGAAGUUCAUUUAUGUUGAGAAGACACCAACGGUCUUCUUACUUCACAAAUACAAUGAGCCUUUCGCUUCCAGAAUAUUCAGACCCUUGCCCGAAAGCAAGAAGAAAGUCAGAUUCGACAGCACGCGACUAAUUCUAGCUAUGGACGCAGCUAGAGUCAUCAAAAGCUCAUAUGAGAUCAGGAUGAUCAGGAAAGCAUGCUCCAUUACGGCAAAGGCUCACGUAAACGUCCUCAGAUAUCUCAAAACACUGAAGAACGAGUCUGAUAUCGAAGCCGUGUUCAUGGCAACAUGCGUUGCCCACCAAGCAAAACAGCAAGCGUAUGGGAUCAUCGCAGGGUCUGGACCAAACGCAAGCACUCUCCACUACAGCGAGAAUAACGAAUCUUUACAGGGCAGACAGCUGGUCUGCUUAGACGCGGGAUGUGAAUGGAACUGCUAUGCUUCCGACGUCACGAGAACGUUCCCAAUUUCUGGAGAGUAUAGUGUCGAGGCGAAGCAGAUCUAUGAUCUUGUUGCGAGAAUGCAAGAAGAGUGUAUAGAGAUGGUCAAGCCGAAUGCCGAUUACAGGAAGAUCAACGCCAGAGCUCACGAUAUUGCAACAGAAGGUCUGAUGGAACUUGGUCUUCUGCACAAUGGAUCGUAUGAAGAGAUUCGUUCUGCAAGCGCAUCUGUUGCCUUCUUGCCGCAUGGGCUAGGACAUUACCUCGGUCUCGAAACACACGACGUUGGAGAUGGCGGUAAUCUCCUCCUAAGCAAGAAUUUCAGCUCAACCCAAAUAACCGAAUCGAACAUCUUCUCCCUCAUGACCGAAAACCCCAGCAUGCUCGCAGCACCAAUUCUCGCCCCAAACAUGGUCAUCACCGUCGAGCCUGGAAUCUAUUUCAACCGCUACGCCAUCGAAGAAGUCUGGCUACAAAACGAGCGCAUCUCUAAAUACAUCAACCAAGCCCUGCUCGAGAAGUAUUAUCCUGUUGGCGGGGUGCGAAUCGAGGAUGAUGUACUGGUUACCGAGGAUGGGUAUGAGAAUAUCACGAGGGAUAUUCCGAAGGGGGAGGAGGCGUUGGAGAUUAUUAAUAAGGGUUUGGAUGAGCGUGUUAUUGUGGAGAAGGUGCUCGUUAAGGAGGAGAGGAAGAAGGGCUGGUUUUGGUAGAUGCCUGGCGGAUGGAUAGGUCUUUGAGAACUUGUCUUGUUGAGGCGACGAGCUGGAUAUGCUGCGGAGGUUGUUUGGAACAGAAGCAGGCUUGAUGGUAAUGAUAAAUGGCAAAGAGUGCUCGAAACACGUUCUUCAUAAGAACGUUCUGCUUUUCCAUGCUACCAGAUCCAAAGAGAAACGCUGGUCGAGCAAUAGAGAGGAGAUCUAGAUGUAGCAAAUCAUUUGCUCCACAUUCUGAGAUCUGCAAGCUUGCCAUAACUCUCAGCAAUGCGUACACCAUAGGCCACGUCAUAAUUCUGCACAGUAUGUUCAGCUAUACCCCUACCCACUCAUCUUCUCUCAAACAAGAACCAUCAAUCUCAAUGCAAAGCUGCAACGCCCGUAUAAGGCAUU